AUGCCUGAGACCAAGACCAUACUUGUCCUCGGCGGCGCAGGAGUGCAAAACUCCGCCGUCGUGCGCGAGCUUGCCAAGAACGAAUCCUUCCAUGUCAAGCUCUUGUCGCGAAACACCAGAUCGGAAGAGUGUCUCUCUCUCGCGUCUCUCUCUGCUGUUACGCUGGCGGAGGGAGACUGUUACGACGAGGAUACCCUCAUUUCGGCCUUGCAGGGUGUUGAUGCCUGUUUUGUCAACACCAACGGCUUUGCAAUCGGUGAAAAGGCUGAACUAUACUGGGGGAUUCGGAUGUACGAAAUCGCAUACUGGGCCGGUGUGACUCAUUUCGUCUACAGCUCACUACCUUAUGUGUCCAAAAGGUCGGGGUUCAAUCCAAAGUACCGCGUCCCUUUUGUGGACGGUAAGGCUAAAGUCUGCGAGUAUUUGAGAAGUCAACCAACGAACAAGAUGAACUGGAGUAUCCUUGAGAGUGGCCCUUACCCAGAGUCCUUCUUGGGCAACUGGGCUCCCACAAAGGGAGAAGACGGCACUUACAUAUUCAAGAUGCCGAUCGGUCCAAACGGCGCUAUUCCUUUUGUGCCGCUACGUGAUCUCGCCUGGUACGCUCGUUACAUUUUCGAGCACCCGACGGAGUUCCAAGGCGACUUGCUCAGCGUCGCCAUGGCCCACGUGAGUGGUGAAAUGGUUGCCGCUGCUUUCACCGCCGUAACGGGGGAGCCAGCUCGCUAUCAGCCGUUGGACCUUUUGGAAACGGCCAAGACGUGGCCCAAGACGAAAAUAGGCCUUGCUGGAUCCCCGGGGUUUGACGAUCCGACGCUGAAGACAAUGGCUGGCCAACUCGUUCCGUGGUAUACUAUCUGGCAGGAAAGCGGCGGCAAUAAGGGACUGUGGACAAAGGACUAUGACAGGCUGGAUAGGAUUCAUCCGGGACGCAUCAAGACUAUUGAGCAAUGGAUGAGGUUGUACGGCUACUCCACCGAAAAGCCGCCUCCUUUUCUCAAAACUGGGAUAUUUGGUCAUCGUCUUUGA
Fonsecaea multimorphosa CBS 102226 is the source of this 1029-nucleotide messenger RNA. RefSeq lists its product as uncharacterized. NCBI's taxonomy places the organism in Eukaryota, Fungi, Ascomycota, Eurotiomycetes, Chaetothyriales, Herpotrichiellaceae. Bases 1 to 1029 code for a protein of 342 amino acids. The record is from RefSeq and is a predicted model, not a curated record. The transcript has 2 exons.